Messenger RNA from Penicillium hordei, 897 nucleotides. RefSeq lists its product as uncharacterized. The coding region runs from base 1 to 897 and encodes 298 amino acids. The record is from RefSeq and is a predicted model, not a curated record. Lineage: Eukaryota; Fungi; Ascomycota; Eurotiomycetes; Eurotiales; Aspergillaceae. The transcript has a single exon.
AUGAAGUUCACUUGGGCGACAACGCUCCUUCUACUCUCUAGGGUCAUGGCCCUGACCAUCCCUCACACAGAGCUUACCGAUCUCAUUGAACGAGAUGUGGUCCCCCUGGACCCCCUGGAUUUCACCCAGGAUACAGAUGUCAUAACCCUUGAGAAACGGCGUGGCGGCGGUGGAGGAGGCCGAGGCGGCAGCGGUUCCUCCGGCAGUUCAUCCAGCAGCGGAGGAAGCAGUGGAGGAAGCAGUGGAGGAAGCAGUGGAGGCCGCACCGGUUCUUCCUCCGGUUCCUCCGGUUCCUCAGGCUCCAGUGGCUCCAGUGGUAGCAGUGGAAACAGCCGCAGUGGUUCAAGCAAUGUUGGUGGUACAACUAGUGGUGGCUCUGGCACUCGAGCAACCUACGGUGGAGGAAACUACUAUGCCGGUGGUGCGCGCACUCCCUACAAGUCUGGCUCCCGGUCCGCUGGAGGAAUCGCCCCCUAUGUGCUCGGUGGAGCUGCCCUGGGCUUCUUCCCGGGUCUUUGGCUGUACAGCGCCUAUGCCUACCCCUACAGCCACCACUACAACUACUACAACGACAAGGACCACAAGAACGAGUCGCUCCCCAUUGUCUGUGUGUGCCAAGAGUACUCCGAGUGUGGCUGCGACAGCAACACUAACCGCACCUACUACGAGUCUCUUUUCAACGGCACCGUGCCUAAGAACUCCAGUCUUGUGCGUGUGGUCGAUGUGAACGGCACUCAGACCAUCUACAUCAACGGCACCUUGGCCAAUGGCACCACUGCCGCCGAUGGAAGCUCAAGUAGCACCUCCUCGGCAUCUGGGCCUGUCGCGAUGGUCCUACAUGCUAGCGGGUACUGGGUGACAGUUGCCGUGGUAGUGGCCGCCGUCUGGGGAUUCUAA